Molecule: messenger RNA, 5262 nt
Organism: Symbiodinium sp. CCMP2592
Lineage: Eukaryota; Dinophyceae; Suessiales; Symbiodiniaceae
Source: the annotation of a GenBank genome assembly
AUGGCUGCCCCUGUGCCGGCAGUGGGGUUUGCAAACCUUGGAGCAUCCUGCUUCAUCAACUCCUCGAUCCAAGCAAUCUUCGCUUCGAGUACUUUGCGUCAGCACUUGAAGCCAAACUCGGACUCCGAACAAGCCAUACAUACGAUCUUGCAGGGCAUUCACCAGCCCUCCGAGCGGCGAGUUCCUAAUGACAUCCUCCGCCUCUACUACAACAAUCGACAGGAAGACGCAGCGGAGUUUCUCAAUUAUUUGCUGCUCGAGUGUCCAAGCUUGCACCACGUGCUUCAAGGAAUCGAAGUGCCGCGAUUGAGUUGUCAGCAUUGCAGUCACAGUCGCAACCUACCGCAGGAGAAGUUCCUUGUCCUCCAGCUGCCGAUUGCAUACGAACAGCCACUGUUCUCGGUGCAGUUCGCCAUGGACCGCUACCUUUCGGAAAAGCACCUUAAGAACGACGUCGAGGAGUGGACGUGCUGGCAAGCAGAUUGCUUGAAUGCUGGUGUCGCAGAGGAUCCUUGCUUCUGGAGCACCAGCAUUCUUGAAUGGCCAAAUGUGCUAAUGAUGACGUUGAAGCGAUGGGACAAUGAUGGAGUCCUAACACACCCCGUCGUGUGCGAGCCCAGUUUAAAGGCAGGAACCAAGACGUACAAAUUACAAGCGAUUGUCUCGCACAUUGGUGCCACUGCCGAUUCAGGACAUUAUCUUGCUUACCGGCGACAUGGUGAUAGAAUCCUUCGAUGCAAUGAUCAUGUGAUCACAAUGGUACCAACAUUCGAUUUACCUUCUGACGAAAAGGCGUACAUCCUUCUCUAUGAACAGGACGUUGUGAGCUUCGACGACAACAUGUCCGCAUCCAAGGUGAUCGACCUCGAUGUCAGCAGCGAUUCUGAUGUGGUCAUCGAGUCUGACCGCUGCCACCCAGGUACUAAGCGGCCCGGCUCCGAGCAAGACCAACCACAGAGCAAGCGUUCGACCUCACAAGGUUUGACAGACAUCGAGCUCGAAGCACUUUUGGAACAUGAGAUUGAUUUGUUUCUGCAGGAGGACAAAACGAAUGACCAGCCCGAGAACAAGGUCUCCGAAGAGCAGUCCGACAGUGCUAAAGCACCGCCGCCGAUGCCUACAACAAACCCGAGCAUGCCCUCAGAGCCAGCAAACAAUCAACGCCGGCCCAUGGCACGUUUCACUGCAAAUGAAAGAACAACGAUCUUGGACAUCGUGACGACAUGCAGCUCGCUCAAGGAAGCCAUGCCUCUGUUGCGUGCUGCUGUUCCCGACUUCAACACUGAGCAGCAGAACACUCCAAAGUUCAUCUCGAUGCACACUCUACGUAAUUGGGUUCGGAAGCCGGAUUCUCUCAGAAAAGCUAUUGCCCUCUUGAAUCCGCCAGUGAAUCCGCCCAAAACUCGAGCAGCGCCAGCGUUGUCAGCACGAGCAGCUUUGUCUCCCGAGCUUCAAGAAGGACUCGCAGAGGCAUUGGAAAAUUAUGAAACUCCGCAGCAGAUCAUAGACAUGCUACAUCGAACAGUACCAGGAUUUAGCGUCAGCGAUCAAACAGCUGAGAAUUACGUUCCGAAGACUUCUGUGAUCGAAUGGUGCCGACGUUCGACGGUUCGGACAUGGUUCGCCACCAACACCGAUCAUGCCAAUGACACAUGGGAGAAAGAGUUCGAGAACGUCUUUGGCAUCGUUCAUGUGAAGCCACAACUUCGAGUUGCACCAGUUCUGGACCCAAGCAAUCAGAUAGACCAAUGGUUAGUACAUGGAUCGUGGACGUUCUGCCCCAAGUGCGGGCGACGCCGACCGGCUACCGCCACAAACACACUGAUAUCCGGGCGUGCUGCUUUGAAAUGCAAACUUGGCUGUGAUCCGGAUGCUACAGACCUCUUGAAGCCAGCAGAGCAAGAAGUUAUGUCUCGCAAAUUGAAUGCGUAUGUAACACCGACAUCUCAGUACUGGGAGCCAAUGCUUCUGCACAUGGGAUUGACUGGGCUGCCGCUUGCAAGUCUGUCCACGGAAGAUGUGAACAGUCUUUCAGUGUUAGACCUCAAGAUCGACUACAAGACUCGACGUGGAGGCAAUGCUAGCACAACUAGCAAACAGAAGACCGCUGUUAUUCGUGGACGUUGGAAAGCACUCCCGCUCACAGAGCUGAAGCGAUCCGAUGCUGCCAACCAUGCCUUCUCUUGGCUUGUUGCAAACAACGAGACCUACGCCUUCUGGGUACAACAUCACAGACAGCUAGCGGCGGCCAACAUCACUUCCGAGCAUUGGCGCGAAAUCCCUACCGCCCAACUUUUGUUGGGCAUGCCCGGCAUUGAGAUCGCCGCAAGACCGCUUCUCUACCCUCUGGCUAGCUUCGGCGACAGUGACAUUUUGACUCGGCUCACUUCCUUGGGAAGAAUACCUCCAACUGCCUCACCUUCCACAAGAACCAGCUUUAUGCGGAAAAUCACGAGCCGAUGCCUAGAUUACAGUAAAGAUUUUCCUUUGCAUGCUUUGCUGUAUGACAUGUGCAUGGGGCGGACGAUCACAUCCUUGAUCAGUGUGGCCAAUCAGAAGCAGAUCGCGCCAGAGCAUGCCUCUAUUCAUCAGGAUAUGUUUGAAGGCUACUGGUUUCUCCAGCUCAGGAAAAUGGAGGACGUUUGUCGAGUUGAAUAUGAACGUACUCAAGACGUCAGCAAGUCGCUACCGAACGUGUUCUUUACUGUCGCGCCAGCCGAAUGGCGGUACUUGUUGCCGCAUGGUCUGACAUUCGAUGCAUCUCUAUCCGAGCAGCAGGACCUGAUUACGCUGCACCUGCAUCAUACGCUGCAGACCUUGCUCGAAUCGCAGCUCCUCAAAAACCCAAGCAAACUCAAGUCCCUCGGCAUCGCUAAUGUCAAGCAUUGGAGCUAUCGUUUUGAGUUCCAGGCACGAGGGACAUUGCACGUGCAUGCAGUUCUUUGGGCUGAUCUCCUGCCUGGCUGGUCAGCGGCCGACCUCACUGCACGCAGCAACGAAACCACCAGCCCAUUCUUGGAGAUGCUCGAGUCCAUGUUCAAGUGCCGAGCUGACGUACAAUGCGGUGAAGGAACACACUGCCUUAUGCGCUACGUCGCGGGCUAUCUUGCUAAAGCUUCAGAUGCUCUGCAGUUCGUGAGUAAGCAAGCUGCCAGCGAGGAUAGCCGCUGGAAGCAAGCAUACCGUCUUUUGUGCAGGAAGUCACCGACCGAGCAGGAGAUCAUAAUGGAAUUCGCUGGGUUGUCCAUGGUCAAGCAUUCCUUCAGUGGUUUCGACUUGUACGCGCCCAUACCUGGCAGUUCAGCAACGAACAAUUCACGGCAGCAGUACCUCGCCUACCAGCGAUGCUUGAAAGAUGAUAUCAAAGAUGCCCGCAGUCUCACCUUCAUUCAAUGGCUACGACAAUAUCAAGUCGUCGGCUAUGGCAAGGAAAUGAACAUACAGCGCCGAAAUGUCGCCGGCCCGGCGGCAAACAAAACCUGCGGCGUGGCAAUAUCAUUUCCUUUUGAACUUCUCGACAUUUACAUAGGAGCCUGGGCUGCUUCGUGUUUGCCAGGAAUGACAGAGGAAAGACUUCUGCCGACGACCCCUCCGAACCUCCACAUCCCCGGCUAUGAACACGAGCUCGCCCGUCGUCGCUCUUUUGCAGCGCCGAAAAUGUGCGAGCAUCUUAAGGCUGCGCUAUGCCUGGACAUGUUCCAGCUUGAUGGCGCUGACCUCGACACGUACAAUCCCGAUCUCGAGAAGUUCUUCGCCAGCAUCGAACCCGAGCUCAUCUUACGAGGAAUCAAUGCCGACCGCAUUUCCACUUUCAAGGCUAAGAUCCAAGCGUCCAACCUGCUGUUGUUGAAGAUUCGUGAUGGCCUCGAGGACUCCGGAUUCUGGACAGCACACAAGUUGCCUGGCUUGCCACAACGACACUGGUCCGUAGAACAACAAGCUGUUCUCGAUUGGUUGAAAAAAGGACUAGCGAUCGACGAUGCUGCCAACACCCGCAACCGAAUCCUUCAGGUGUCAGGAUCUCCUGGCACAGGAAAAACCGAGGUAGUUAUCGCAGCCGCCAAGCUCGCGCUCGACGAUGACUGUCGCGUUCUCAUUGCAGGGCCUAUUGGCUUAUUGGUGGCAAUGUACAAACUGAAACUACCUGCAAGUGAUCGACUAACGAUGGAAACAAUUCACUCAGCAUUCAAGAUCACUCGGCUCGCUGACUCAGCCUACAUACCUCCAGGGCGACUUCGCCGAUAUGAUGUUAUCAUCUUCGAUGAAGUCUCGCAGAUUGAUGGCCAAGUAUGGGAGGAUCUUAAGGUAGCUCUUGGUGAACUUCAACCUGGUCCCUUGAUUAUGUUUGUAGGCGACUUCCAACAGUUGCAGCCUGUACACGGCCAGCCACAACUGCAGCUAGACUUGGACGCUCAGGUUGCUGCUGGGACUGUGGAUCGCAUUGAUCUACAGAACCACGGCUUUUCCAGAACCAUUGAUCCGGAAAUGCUGGAGUUCCUGCACAUCAUUCGAACUCAGCAGCCCUCCAGAGCGCAAUUGGAAUCUUUCUUCCUUGACAGACAGUGGCCCAACAAGCCUGAACAGGCAGCCGCUCGAGCUAAAGCCUGGGAGAAUGCCAACGGCAAGAACUUCAUGUUCCUUACAGUGACCAACAAAGCCGCAGAUACACUCAAUCGCGCUCGACUCAGCAUGGACUUUCCGAGAGAAGCAUCACUACUUGAUCAAGGAGCUGGUAUUCCAGGCGAAGCCAACAACGUCAUCCUGGCGCAAGGCAUGCGAGUCCGUCUGACGUACAAUGUCAAUAAAGACGAUGGUUUCGUCAACGGGAAUACUGGCACCGUGCGCCUGGUUCUGCGACGAGACGUCUUUGUGAUGCAGUCUGCCCAGAACACAUCGAUCUUGGUGUACCCGAUAACCCUCAAGGGACGCAAGCAUUUGCCGGUAGUAUACGGCUAUGCUACCACAAUGCGGAGGGCACAAGGAGCAACUUUGGAGGGCAUUGGUCUCUGGUUUGACCGGCGCCGCCCAGACCGAGGGUAUGCAUACGUGGGAACUUCCCGCGCCAAGCAAAAGCUCUCCGUGUUCCAUGUUGGCAGACUUCGGCAAACAGAUUGGCUACCGGUUGGUCUACCUCGAGAAGACGAGCACACGCAGCUCUCGGGGCUCAGCGAAUCCACUGAUGCUGAAGAUGAAGAAUCUUCCGAUCUUGAGUCCGACAGCACGGCCAGUUCCCCUGGAUUCGACGUCUCCACCGAUGAGUGA